AUGAAGUGGCUUUUGUUGAUAACGCACCUGUCCGUGGCCUUAGCUGGAGCUAGCCACAGGAAGCACCUAGUUUCACCGGAUGACUUUCCGUCUGAGAUUCGACUGAAAGACCUCCUGAAGGGGACCCAGCACCUUGAGGACCUCGCGUAUGCAUAUCCUGAACGUAAUCGUGUCUUCGGCGGUGCAGCACACAACGCUACUGUUGACUUCCUCUAUCGCGAGUUGAAGAAGACCGGCUAUUAUGAUGUGUACAAGCAGCAACAGGUGCACACAUGGACCACUGCAAAGACCACCCUGACGCUCGACGGGGCAUCCAUCGAAGCGACCGCUAUGACAUACAGUCCCAGCGUUGAUGUUACUGCGGAGCUGGUAGUGGUUGCAAACCUCGGAUGCAGUGCAUCGGACUACCCCGCUGAGGUGGCUGGUGCAGUCGCCCUGAUUAAACGUGGAGAAUGUACUUUCGGAGAAAAGGCGCUAAUGGCUGGUGCGGCCAAGGCAGCCGCGGCAAUUGUCUAUAACAACGAGGCAGGUUCUCUUAGUGGAACAUUGGGUGCAGUAUCCAGUGAUUAUGCCGGUAUUGCGGGAGUCUCUGAUGUCGACGGCAAGGCCCUACUCAGUGCGGCAGCGACGGGCGCCGCUGUGUCUUUUGAGAUUGACAGCAGAAUUGAGAAUCGCACUACAUUCAACGUGAUUGCAGAGACCAAGGGUGGUGAUCACAAGAACGUCGUCGCAUUGGGAGGCCACACCGAUUCAGUCGAUGCCGGCCCAGGAAUCAAUGAUGAUGGCUCUGGAAUCAUCGGCAACCUCGUGGUAGCAAAAGCGUUGACGAAAUUCUCUGUUAAGAAUGCCGUGAGAUUCUGCUUCUGGACAGGAGAGGAGUUCGGUCUAUUGGGUAGCGAGUACUACACUUCGCACCUGAGCGCUAAAGAGCUCGCCAAAAUCAGGCUUUACCUCAAUUUCGAUAUGAUUGCCUCGCCUAACUAUGCGCUGAUGAUCUAUGAUGGCGAUGGAAGCGCCUUCAACGAGACUGGGCCACCAGGUUCUGCCGAGAUCGAGCAUUUGUUUGAGAAAUACUUCAAAUCCAAGAGACUGCCGUAUAUUCCUACCGAGUUUGACGGCCGGUCCGACUACGACGGUUUUAUUUCACGUGGAAUCCCCGCCGGUGGGCUUUUCACUGGUGCUGAAGGCAUCAAGACCGAAGCAGAAGCGAAACUGUUUGGAGGAGAAGCAAAUGUGGCCUACGACGUGAAUUAUCAUGCUGCCGGAGAUAACAUGACCAAUCUCAACCACAAGGCGUUCCUGAUUAAUGCAAAGGCUACGGCUUUCGCUGUCGCAAAAUACGCCAACAGCCUUGCUUCGAUCCCCAAGCGGAGCGCAGCACCCGUCGAGGUCAAGAAAAGAGCACCACGGUCGCAUGCCCACACCACGAAGACUGGAUGUUUCCACUCUCUGGUCGAAAUUUAA
Penicillium vulpinum is the source of this 1464-nucleotide messenger RNA. RefSeq names its product M28 family metallopeptidase. The record is from RefSeq and is a predicted model, not a curated record. The transcript has 2 exons. Gene Ontology annotation, biological process: proteolysis. NCBI's taxonomy places the organism in Eukaryota, Fungi, Ascomycota, Eurotiomycetes, Eurotiales, Aspergillaceae. Gene Ontology annotation, molecular function: metalloexopeptidase activity; aminopeptidase activity. Bases 1 to 1464 code for a protein of 487 amino acids.